GUUCGUCUUCUCUACAAUAGUACAUCUAUCUACUUCUUUUACUUUGCUUUAACGAUAAUAAUAACAAUGUCCGACCUCCUAACCCUCUUCCCUACAUUCCCUCUCACGCCUCCUGUAUCAAACCUCCUCAACUUCAUUGGAGACGCCAGAUUAACUACCGCAGACCUCGUAGCCCUCGACCCAAUGUCAAUUUCCCGCCGCCUCCCAUCCCAGUUAAACACCUCACUUCUAGAACUCAAAAGCCUGCAGAGAACCCUAGUAGAGCACAUCCACGCGGACAUUGCACGGCUGUCCUCGCUUCCACCGCCCCGCACGAUAACAACCCACUCGCCAACGCUGGACAGGCUCCUGAACAAAAUCCCAACGCAAGCCAUCACCGAAUUCGCUGGCGAAAGCGGGUCCGGGAAAACGCAAAUCCUUCUCCUCUUAACCCUCACCGUGCAACUGUCCCCAUCCCGCGGUGGUCUGGGUAGACCAGCGGUCUACAUCUCCACCGAAGCCCCACUCUCAACCUUGCGUCUGAUCCAGAUGAAAAAUUACAUCUCCCGCGACUUGCCCGUGGGUGAACAGCCCACGACGGAUAAGGUCUUUUCGAUCGUCUGCUCGGAUUUGGAAACUCAGGAGCAUAUCAUCCGCUACCAGCUCCCGGUGCUCGUGCAGAAGUUCAAUGUAGGCUUGGUGGUAAUCGACUCGAUAGCAGCGAACUUUAGGGCGGAAUUCGAACGGCCGAUGAAUAGGAAUAAGAAGUUGAGAUCGAGUAAUACUUCUACACCUUCUUCAUCCCCGUCGUCGUCCUCGACGGGGGCGCCCAGCGCGGGCGCCCGGCACGGCAGUCAAAUGGCGCAGCGAGGGAAAGAAAUGGUGAGAUUGGCAGCAACCUUGAGACACUUAGCCAUAAACCACAACCUGGCCGUCGUAGUAUCAAACCAAGUUUCGGACAAAUUUACGCCUUCCGCUAGUUCUCGCACCCCAUUGUCGUCGUCGUCGUCGGCGCGGGAUAGAGAUGACGAUGACGAUGAUAUCAUGAGCUUAGACUUCCAGUUGAAGUGGUUUGCGGGGUGUGAUGAGGGGCUGGAAGGCGGCGGAAAGAUACCAGCUUUAGGACUUGUGUGGGCGAAUUUGCUGGCUACGAGGGUUGUCAUUCGAAAGAGCGAGGAUCCAAAGACUGGGGAGUCGAGGAGGAGCUUGAGGGUUGCUUAUUCUAAUAGAGCAUUGGCUGGAGAGGAGGUUGGGAUUGAGGUGUUUGAGGGGGGGGUUAAGAGUGUUAAUGAUGGGGGUGAUGAAUGUUCGUGAAGAGGUGGUAGUAGUACAGUUUGAGUACGGUAUACUAGGUUUGUUUAUUUUUCUUGCAUACAGGGCGCUGUUUGCUGGUUUGUAUUGUAGUGUUUUUGCACUUGUACAAUAAAUAGUGAUUGGGAGUUUUAAUCAUAGCGAAUCAUUCGCUCGUCCUGUG
Tuber melanosporum (Perigord truffle) is the source of this 1453-nucleotide messenger RNA. RefSeq lists its product as uncharacterized. The coding region runs from base 67 to 1293 and encodes 408 amino acids. Gene Ontology annotation, biological process: t-circle formation; double-strand break repair via synthesis-dependent strand annealing; telomere maintenance via recombination. The record is from RefSeq and is a predicted model, not a curated record. Gene Ontology annotation, cellular component: replication fork; Rad51C-XRCC3 complex. Lineage: Eukaryota; Fungi; Ascomycota; Pezizomycetes; Pezizales; Tuberaceae. Gene Ontology annotation, molecular function: four-way junction DNA binding; ATP binding; ATP-dependent DNA damage sensor activity. The transcript has a single exon.